AUGGGGGCAGAAAACAUCCAGGUCUUCGGUGACUCCCAGCUAAUAGUCAACCAGGUACAUGGAGUGUACCAAGCAAAGGACGACAACAUGAUCCAGUAUCUGGCGGUCGUCCAGUGUCUCCUCAAGAAGUUAAAGAGUUACAAGCUCUCUCAAAUCCCCAGGGAACAAAACUCGCAAGCCGAUGCCCUGGCUAAUCUAGGGUCCUCCCUUGAAACAAACAGCCUGAUGAGAUUCUCCAAUCAGAGGUUUGUCGGCAGAUAUAUCUGGAUUAACUCCCCUCCCAAUGUCACAUCUUUGGACAAUCAAAUGGAACAUCCUCCAGCGUCAAAGACGGUAGCUACCCAAAGUCUCCAAACCGGAAGUUUAGAGGAAGAAAGACAGGAUCACACUAACGGUAGAUCCUCUCAAGAGCCAGAAACGGUCGAAAAAGACAGUCAGGCUAAGCUCCCACAACGUAGAAAGAGUUUGCGGCUACGAAACUUUCUGAAUCCAACGUUGCUUCCGUCAACUUCCGUAGAGCAGGUUAUUGAGAUUCCGUCGUUUCCCUUGGUUUGUCCCAGGAAGAUAACAAUGAUGACCUGGUGA
Brassica napus (rape) is the source of this 585-nucleotide messenger RNA. RefSeq lists its product as uncharacterized. Gene Ontology annotation, molecular function: nucleic acid binding; RNA-DNA hybrid ribonuclease activity. The record is from RefSeq and is a predicted model, not a curated record. The coding region runs from base 1 to 585 and encodes 194 amino acids. Lineage: Eukaryota; Viridiplantae; Streptophyta; Magnoliopsida; Brassicales; Brassicaceae. The transcript is spliced from 5 exons.